GGAACAUUGUCUGCAAUUGUUGCAGAAGCCCUGAUUGAUUUGAAGCCACAGCCUCCAUUGGCAUCCGAUGGGAUCUAUUUAAAUUGGCAUCUAUUGGAGGAAGACAACUGCAGCUCUGCGAUCAAUUCCUUUUAUCACAAUAUGGUAGGGGAGCUGAACAGGAGUUUUGACUUCAAAUUAAGUAUUGCCAAUUAUGGGAAAGUCAUUCUUGACUUCAUCCUUCUUGAUCACAAUCCUAGCAGGCCUAAAUUUGAAGAAGGCAGUGGGCCAUUGGACAUGCUUUCUGACACGGUCUCUUUGCUGAGGGAGGAUCUGACUGAGGCUGCUUCCCGGACGUCUACUGAUACUGAAUACCAAAAGCCAGCAAGUCAAACACUGGUUUCUGAGUAUGAUUAUGAGAGGGCUUAGUCACUAUUUAAAUCCAUGUCAACAUUUCAUGACCUGGACUUCUUCUUGAAUCCUUCGAAAGAUAGAGCUGAAGAAAAUAGUGUACCUGCAGGCAAGAUUCCUGGUGAAAUGAACAAUAUCCAUAUGGUCAAGGUUCCUGGUGAUCUUACUUGCAAGGUUUCAAUUAGUAGCCCCGGGGCAGGAAAUCCAUCUUAUGAGCCACCUGUUGUAGGAUCGGGCCAUAUUGAGCUAGGGCUUGUUUCUUUUCCUGAUGCGGUCGUUAUUGUGAACACACAAAAUUCAAGUGAAGUAAUGUUAGUGUCCAGAAGAAGUACAUAUCAAAAGAUUCUUGGUAUGGAGAAAGAAGGAAUUCAAGUAAUUGAGCGUGAUACAACCCUGCCAGUUGAUAUUAUAAUCAGUGCUGCAGUUUGCCUGGUGUGGUAUACUCACAAGAACAUUGGCAGAAAAGCCUCUGGUUUCAGUGAAGGAUCUUCAGUGUUAGCUUGUCAUAUUGAGAAUAUAGCAGCAAAUAUUCUUACAAACUUGAGCUUCGCUUUUAGGGCAUGCAUUCUGAUAUUUGAGGGGGAAUCUGGCUUUCUUGCUUCGGUAAUGGAAUCUUCAGAUGGACUUUAUGCUGCGGCAGCUAGUCUGGGAAUUGAUUUACAACUCCUUUGCUCCUUUUCACCUGAGUUAACUGAUGAGAUCAUAUUGAAAUCUAUUGCUAAGGAAACUAGGAUUAUUAGGGGUCUUUAUACUAAACUUCCUGAAUCAGAGACACUGGCAGAAUCUUUCCUGACCAAAUUUCCUUCUGUCAAUCCACUAUCAGCUCACGCAAUACUGUCUUCUGAAGGGAUGCUCAGUGACUUUUUUGAAUUAUCUCAUGAAUGCAGAGUCACCACGGUCCAAAAAUAUCAAGUUCCUGAUGAAAGUGUUUCUCUUUUUAGUGUUUUAUGCCAAUUUGGGGAACGUGAGGAUUCUCGGUCUAUAAUGACAGACUGCUCUUCUUCAGUGUCAUCGGGCCCUGACUCUAAACACUGCCAUAGUAAGCUGGAUUCUGGAGGGAAAAGAUGUAAGUAUGAGAAGCACCCUGACAAAGGUGAUGUACCUGUGGACGACCUGCUGCAUUUCCAGCCUUCAAAACUAUGUAACAGCAGCUCCUCAAAACUUCCUGGGUUUACAAAUCUAUAUGAUUCGACAAUACUCAAAGAUCAGGAGAUACACAACAAGUUUAAAGAGCCCAAUUCAUGUGUUGAUCAUUUCCUAGGUCAAAAAAGAGGGAUGGAUGAGUCAACUACCACAUAUCCUUCUAGAGUCGGCAAUCGAUUUGAUUCUGGGAUCAAGAAAGGUGUUUUCUCCUCUAAUGUGACUGAGCACCAAAGCCUAGCUCCUGAUGAUGAUUUCCUUUAUUGGUACACAGGAGCACACCUAGCUACAAUGGACACCUUCGAUUGGACGGAUAUCAAGAUCUCUGAUAUUGUUCAUGAGGACACUAAAGGUGAAGCUAUCAACCUUACCCAUCCAUCAAUUGCUAAUCCUUUGGAGUUUUCGUUUUCAUUGCCAGAUCUGGAAAACAAUGCCAGAGGUGGAUCCAAUCAUGCAAGUAGAUUUUCCUUCGAUCGACACAAUUAUCCGACUUUCCCAACAGUUGCUGAGAGUGAUUCUACUUCAUUCAUUCAUAGCCCUGGGAAUCAUCAAAGGCAAAGUUUACAGGAAGAAACUGAUUGCUUUUUAUCUACGGAGCUAGUAAAUGACAAAAUGCCUACCGACAAUCAGGACAAACUCUUUAAGGGGUUUUUGGAUGGGAGAUCCAUGGAGAAUUUACAUGGUAUACCAGUACAGAAGAACAGGGCAAGGUAUAAUGGAACACCACUUAGAAAUGCCAUUCACAUGCCCCACUUGCAAAAAGGUUCACCCUGGACAAUUGAAUUUCUGAACAGAAUCCGGGAAAAGAGCAAGUUGUGGCAGCAAUCCCUUCCAUCCAGUGCAUCUCCUUGUUAUGGCAAUACACGGACCAAAUCAAAUACAACAAAGAGAAGAAGUCCAUCGAUUCUCGAAUUUUUUAAGUAUCAAGGAGGUAGCACUGUCAGAAAAAAACCUGAAGAGAAGAGGCAGAAGAGAUCCACACAAUCAUUUGGUUCGUUCAAGAGUGGAAAAGUGGCAGCAUCUCUGGUCCCCUCAUGGACUCCUGUGGAUAAAAGAGCAAGACGGAAACUUUCCUUUGUGACAAAUGAUGCUGAGAGCCAGACUAAGCUGGUUUGGGGUGAUAAAGCCAGAGAAAUUCACGACCACUGAACAUGUGCUUCUUGAGCUGAUCAAAGGAUAGAGAGUUAGGAACUGAAGAACCAAGAAAAAUUUAUGGGAUUUCCCAGGGGAUUUUUCAUCAAGAAAUUAUGCACUUAUAGGUGAGUUUCCAUUAGGAUUUAUUUCCUCUAUUAAGUCAGACUAAGCUUAUGGCCGAAAAAAUUUCAGACUAGGCUGGUAACUUCAGCUGCACAGAUCAAACAUUAACAAAUGUUCUCUCUUAUUAGUCGAGCAAAUUCCUCUAGCAUUUUGAAUAGAACUAUCUAGAGAAAUUAAAGUCAUCACUGAUGUAUAGUUCUUGUAUUGUUAUUCAGUCGCUACUUGUGACG
Eucalyptus grandis is the source of this 3017-nucleotide messenger RNA. Its product is annotated as protein SHORTAGE IN CHIASMATA 1-like. Bases 424 to 2679 code for a protein of 751 amino acids. The transcript is spliced from 4 exons. Gene Ontology annotation, biological process: resolution of meiotic recombination intermediates; reciprocal meiotic recombination. Lineage: Eukaryota; Viridiplantae; Streptophyta; Magnoliopsida; Myrtales; Myrtaceae. The record is from RefSeq and is a predicted model, not a curated record.